UGGGAGAGCUUGCUGGAGAGCCUCACCUAACUGUUUUCUGGCUUCUGAGUGGGUGUUAGAGCGUGCAGUGUCCAUACUGGCACAGACCUUGGGUUCGUGGCAGAGCAGAGACACAGAAGCACUAGCCUGCAACUAUUCCGUAAUACUAACAGCUGGAUCAAGCCAUACAGUUUCUUUGUCAGUACCAGAAAUGGUACAAUUGACUGUGCAAAGCUACAGAAGAUCCCUGCAAGAAUUUUCUGAGAGCCCGGUUAUGUCAAGAUGCAACAGCCUCAGGUCUUCCCACUCUCACACUGGUGGACCACAGAGCAUCACUGAAUGGCUAUCACUGUGUGAAAAGGAUCCAGUGGAGAUUCUCCUUGAUUUGGGGUUUGGUACAGAGGAACCCGAUGUCUGCACUAAAAUCCCUCCUAGGUUCCUCAGUGGUUCUUCUGUGGCAAAAGGUAUUGACAUCCAAGUCUUUUUGGAAGCUCAAAAGCAGCGGAUGGACAUUGAGCUGCCAAGCCUGUAUGGACGUUUUCGACAACUGGAAGUACUUGACCACAUCACCAGUGCCCUCUCAUCUUUGCUGACUGAUGUGAACACCCAGCAGACCAAAGCACAGGAAACUGGUGGGAAGGUGACCGGUCAUUUGAAUGCUGUGAAGAGCAGAUCUGUGGUCACACAAGCAAAGAGGAGAAGAAUAGGUCAGUUCCUGAGAAGGGCUUCUCAGCAGACAGCACUACUGAACCUGGGCUUGCUGGCACCUGAGGAAGUCAGCAUGCCAGGCACAGAAGAACAACCUCACCUUUGUGUGGAUAUUGCUGAGAGGGGACCAAUCCAGACAGGAUUUUCUGCGCAUGUUACUUUGGGCUGUCUGACCCAGGAGCAAACCUGUAGAGACAAAAGUUCCUCAGCUUAUCCCGUAUCCCAGUGCCCACCAGCUCUGCCAGGGAAAAACUGUGCUUCAUCGCGUUUGGUGACAAAACAGCUCCACCUUUCUUCUCCAUGUGAGGUGCCUGCCAAAGGCAGGCCAAGAAAAGAGCCCCAUUUGCUUUUGGCCCAGAUGCUCAAAAAAUUGGCAGGUCUAAACUGCAGGCCUCCAGAUUCAUUUGAAAUGGAAGAGAUUCAGAGCUUUGAGGAUGAAAUUCCAUCUGGAAAUACUCCUGACACCACCUUAACAGAGAUGAUGAUGACAAGAACAAGCAGCAGCCAGUCAGACAGCAGUGGGUUCAUGGAGGAGCUGCCAGAAUCUUUAGUAUUGCAAAAUGUAUCUUUGUCAGGAAAGAGGAAUAUUUUUUCUGAUCUCUACAACCAACAAAAAGCUCUGUCACAUACGACAGAGUUUCCUCUGUUAAAUCAAGAUUUCCAUCAAAAUCAAGAUGAUUGUGUUGGUGAAGUCUUCAGCAGAGCUUGUGAAAGCUUCAAGACAGUAUCUAGACCAACAAAAGCAUGCAAAGACCAGGGAGAAGAGAUUUCCCUUCUGCUGACUGCGGAAAAUGGCAAGCAUCAGUCCUGUAAUGCUGAGCUGCAGAGUUUUGUCCAAGACGGAUUAUGUGGCAUGGAAGAGUAUAAAACUGAAAGACAGCAUCUUGAAAAAGAGGAGUGCACAGAAGAGAAUACUCCUUUUAAGGGUGAUACUCAAGAUGAAGGAGAUCCUCUCUCAUCAGAAUUUCAUUGUCAGCUUUAUUUCAGUACAGGACAUAAAAAUAUGAAUGCAGCCCUCACUGAACUGAGUGAUACAAACCCUGAGAGCAAGCUUGGACGUGAUGCUGAAAGUGAGAGAGGCCUGAUGGAAAACGGCAGUGAAGUCCCAUGUCACAGAAAUGUCCACAGAGACUGUACAGAAUGUGGUGAAGAACUGUGGUGCGGUGUGCAAGUGUUUGUCAGAAACGGUGCCAUGCUUGCAGCAAAUGAGGUUACAAACAGGCAGUUUUGUAAAAUGGGUGCUGAUGUGAAAAAAAUAAGAUGCCUCUCUAGAAGGGGGGUCCCAGAAACUCUGUGUAAGGGCUAUGCCGCUCCAAGCUGCUCUUCACAAGUGUCUCACAGGCCUCCUCCGUGCCGAGCAGGAGGGCCAGAGUUAAGUUCACCCAACGAGCAAGAGAUAGGGGGCACAAGGGAAAUGUUAGGCACUAACAAAGCAGAACUAGGGGACUCUGUCCAAAACUGUGAAAUGAUUCGUACUCCUCUGAGAUCUGUUACUGUUCAGAUGCCUUCAGGCCUGGAGUUUACUUCAAGGGUGAAGUGCACAAAGCAAAAUGUUCCUUGCACUGAAAGCCUUGCUAGGGAUGACCAUGUGGACUUGUCUAAGGUGUUAGCACACUGCUCUGAGGGUGCUAGUCCCAAAUUGUCAGACCCAGGGGCUUCAGAGGACGGUGUGAAGCAGACCAUUGACACCCCCAGCCAAAAUGGAGGUAACAGAAAGACCAGGCAGCUGCCCGUGCUUUGCCCGCCCCAUCGCCACCUGACUAAAUCAGCCUCCCUUGACACCAUGCUCUCUGGAAAAUACAAAUACAGGCCACACCAUUGCAGUGAAACCUCUGGAAUGACGAGUACACAGGGCAGUCCCUGCUGCCACUACUGCUGCUGCCAUGGUUGCUGCUGCUGCUUAUGGACAUGUCCUGUGGCUGUUUCUCUCCAUAGCCCCAUGGGUUGCUGCUCAAACCAGGCUGCCAACAAGCUGCAGCUCCUGAGGACACUGACGUCUCUACAGGAAAAUGCAAUGAGAAAUCUUCCUCUGUGUACUCACGAAAUAGAGUUGAUGAAGAUCUCCUGCCAGCAGUUCCAUGAGAAGCUGGAUGAGAUUGAACGGCACCUGACCGAACAGGAGGAAAGCAGAAACCUGCAACGCCUACAUCAAGCCAUUCGUCAGGAGAUGGCAGAGCUGGAACUCGGUCUGAAUGACAGAGCUUACCAAGUCGGGGAGGACAUCCUGAUGCAGCUGGACCAAUUACUGGUAGAACAAUCCCAUCUGUUUUCCGAGCUCGGACUUUCUGAUUGGAAGGGAGAAAGAAAUGCCCAGAAUAAACAAGCACUUCCAGAUGCUGCUGGUGCUAGAAGUGGGUGCUCAGAAAAGGUACCCCAAAGAGCUGCUAGCAAAAACACCACAGCAGCAGGCUCUCUCUCAGCCCUGAAACCAGAGGCACCCUUAACGCUGCUUCCUACCAGGACAAUGUCUGAGCCAAAUUCAUCCACGCAGGAUCUGCAGGAGCCCUCCAUCAGUAAAAGAGAAAUAAAAAGACCUCCUCAAGCAAAAACUGAAUUUAAGGCCUUACACAACUUGAAGAAAUCUUUCCAAAAUCCUUUAGGUAACGAUUCAGCAGAAGGGAAAGACUGACGGAUGACAGACUGAUGGAUUUUGUUUCUAGUAAUUGUGGCCCUUCUCCUUCAAUACGUGGUAUAUCUCAGAAACAAAUGAGCAAAACAUUGCUUUAUUCAGAGUUCUGAUCAUAGUAAUUUCAUUUGCAAUGAGAUGAUUGGCCAGAAACAUAGGCACCUUUAUGGAACGUCUCAAAGAGAGGUACUGUGUGUUCUGCUAUUCUGUGAUGGCAAAACUUACUGCAUUCCCCUUGGCCAUCAUCUGGAGUAGGGCAGUUCUUUGAAAAGGAGAGAGAGCUUAUUUUUAGAAGAAACUUGUGAACUUCCAGAAGGUAUUCUCCUUACAGCCAAUUACUUUCAUAAAAUCAAUGCCAAUCUCCAAGUCCAAACUACCUUGCAUAGUCAUAGCCCCUUUCUAGCUUUUAACUAGCUAUGAAAGCCUAAUUUGCCUCUGAGUAAUUUGAUGAGUUUUGUAUCUACUCUCACUACUCAGUACUCAGAAGCUUACCAACAGUAUACGAGACCUUAAACACUCAUGUUGUUAAAACAUUACUGUGGAUAAUCUACUGACUGUCCUAUUCAUUUUCAUAUUUGCUUCACAAAAAUCGAAUUAAAUAAAAUGAGACUAGAAACACAAGAUUUACUACAUUAUAAAACUUGAAUCAGAAUCCUAAUUUAGUUUUCUGGGGAGUGAGCAAAGUCUGGAUUCAUGCAGGAAAAAAAAAGGGAAAAAAAUAAAAAUAAAAAUAAAAUAAAAUAAAAAGACUUCUUUGAUUUGGAGUACAGAAAAGAAAUCCAACUAGUUCAUUUUCAAAGCAGUUUGUGCUCCUGCUUUCAGUUUAGCGCUUCCCAGACUGUGAGACACCCUACCGGCUUGUUUAUUUAAUGCUCUGGAGGGAUCUUAGGUGUCAUUUAGGCUUUGGUGUUGCAAAUCACAGCUCUGCGAAGGUGCAAAUAGAAGUAGCAUUUGCACAUGUUCAAGGAGAAAAUUGAGUCAAACAUGCUGAGCAGCCUGGAGGCUUCCUGCACCUCGACGUUUCCACAGAUGUUCAAGGUAAUAAAAUGAUUGGGGGAGAGAAGUUCAUAACACAUGAACCAACAAGAUCCUCCACAGCCUGCUGGGCCAUGAAUUUUACUGGUUGAAAUUUGCCCCUUUCUUGAAACCCCACAUGGGAUUCGUACAUCGCUUCCAUGCUAUCAAAUGUUUAGGAGUUUAUAUGGCAAGAUUUGCGACUAGUUCCUUUGAAGCUGCUGGGAUUUAUCCAGACAGGACCAAAAUAAUCUUCAUGUCCAUUAGCUUAUGAACUGUACUUGUAGACGUCGUACUUCAGUUUGUAGAGGAAGGCACAUAAAGAGCACAGAGAAGGAUAUACAAUCAUGCCUGUGCCAAAGGGCUCCUGGAAGAAAGGGCAAAGAAGCUUCCUUUCUUCACCCAGCACUGGGGCUCUGAUUCCUCCCAUGAAACAAGAUUUUUUUGUGUGUGUUUCAAGACAGCAUGCUAAGUAAAAGCUGUAUAUGGAUGUAAUGCUACAGCCACGGUGUGCCUGUCUUACAGACAUAAGGUAUCCAUACCACAUUAUGUGAAUAGGGGCUGGUAUUGGUAGGUGGCAGCUAUUCUUCAUCACACGAGUCCUCUGAUGCCAUUUGAAAUCCACCAUCUGUGUUCACAGUCAGGACUGAAUUUGACUCCUGUUAACAGAACUUUCCUGUUUGAAUAGUUUCUAGAUGAUUGGUACAUGCAGUCCAGUUCCUCAUUUCAAUUUAACUGUAAAACAAUCUCAUGCAAGCUGUGGGGGAAUAGGGUUCCCCCAAAUGCAACACUUUGACAUCCAUAAAUACAUUAUUUCCUUGAUCAGGCUUGGAUUUAAAGGUAGAGAACCCUUUAAGCAUGUGUGUUUUUAAUAGUUAAGCUGUAACCUCAUAGCAAUAAAAAAUAUGCUAAGCAAUGGAAAGGGGAAAAGUCUUUUGACUUAUCUUAGAGCAUAACUUCAAAAGCCCUCUGAGCAUGUUACAGGGACAUCUGGAUUGAAUUUCUUAAUGCUGCUGUUGAAGAUGGGGGAAAGAAGAAAACACAAUAAUUUUGGGAUCAGGAAAGUCUAGAGUAGCACUGGUGAGCAUAACCCAGAUGCAUGCCUGCUUUUCCUUAGACUCACAGUGUUACCAGCCUUUUAAAUUCUCCUAUUUCCCCUUCGGGCAGUCGUAAAUAAGUAUGAUGGGAAUCUUAACUCCACAGAAUUAAUGAAAUAUUAAAAUAUGUGAUUGAGUAACAUUAUUGUGCUCACUAGUGAGAACCACAGCUUGCAGGUUUACAAGGCAGAUAAUAUCUUGGUGGGGGCUACGCUGCUUCUGAAAAGCAUCAGUGCUGAGCAGUUUACAUCUGAAAUCUGAAGAAAACUGACCCUGUGACACUGCAGGACUUCUGGGUUUAAAAAAUAAUAAUAAUAAAAAGAAUAGUUGGAGAAAUUGCAGUAGUAGCAGUAUUUGAACUAAAGACUGCUUUUGUCCCAGCUCUAGUACUCACACCUGCCAUGGGCUGAACCACUGGCCCUGUUUGAGGGAACUGCUAAGGCUCCACGGUUGUCCAGGCUUCAGCAUGCUAUGGAAAUGGCAAGAUGUAUAGGGAUGGACACUGACGUGUUACAGAGGUGCUACUUCUCCCAGUUCUCCAGCCCUCUUUCAGCAUCCCUAGAUUGCUGAGAUCCUAAAACUGUCACCUCAAGUCCUUUUCAUUCCAUUAAGAACUUAAUGCCUCCUUUGCCCUGUUAACAGUUUCUAGAAUGCAAGGGCCACAUACUGCCUCACCAAAGCACGUUAUAGGGAAGGGGGAGAUUAAAAAAAACAAUAAUAAAGAUUCCCUAACAAAGGUAGAAAAUCACCCACCCUAGUUCAGUAACAAUUCACGUGACUUGAAUUUUACUUCUUAUGUCAUUGUCUUUUGCCUUCAUUGGUUUUCCCUGAUGCCCCAUAAAUCUUUAAACCCCGAAGCUAAAAAAGACUGCAUUGUGCAUCAGCUUUAAUACUGAUUUUGCUAGAGAGUAUAAAAUCUAGAGAGAUAAUGAGGAAAUUCAUCUGAGGUACCUUGCCAAGGGCUCCCAUUAGUCGCUUUACCAGGCAUCAAUUCAAUAAACCCUUGAGAGUGACACAUGAAUAAACAUUAGAGCCUCCCUGGUAUGUUAAUGCAUCAGUUGCCUGAUUGUCACUGCUGCCAACAGACUCCAGGAAAAGAAGUAUCUUGGGAGCUCAGCCCCUUCCAACUUCAAGUCCAAAGUAGGUUUGACACCACCUUAGGAGAAGACAAGCUCAGGAGAGCAGUGUGACAGCCCAAUAAGACGGCACAGCUGCUUUCAGUAGCAGUGACCUCAUCUGGAUGCACCGUCCACACCUGUCCAGUCUGGGUCUGCUACCCAGUACUGCAUGGUACUGCUGUGUCAGAUCCAGGCUCGUUCCCAUGCAGGAAUGGAGUUUGUGUUUGAACAGAAAGUCUCAAAUACUGACCUCCAGCAAUAGGAACUGAGCUGCUUAACGCGAAUGACUUUCUCUUGCAGGGCUACUAGGCAGUCCUGGGUCUUAUUCCUGGCUAUACCAUGUGCUCUGUGUGACCAAGGCCUUUUUCUUUACCCAGCGGGGAUCUUUAUUCUCUUCUUUCUGUCUCAUCUAACGAGGUUUUAAAUUUCUCACGGAGAAGAUAUACCCUCAUAACCUGUUCAUAAAGAGCUGGGCAUAUUGGGGGCCCAGUAUCAGUUGGGACCCUGCUGCAAUAGUUGUAUGAGCUGCCUUUCAUUAAGAUCCAUUGGUAUUUAAGAAACAGCUGUGGUGUCACUUUAUAAAGCUGUUGACUGUUUUAACUUCCUCUUCUCCAGAAGCGAGGUUUUGAUUUUCCUUGUAGAAAUGGACACAGACAGAAGAGGCCAAAGCCUGAACAAAAUGGCAGUUUUCUUACAAAAUGGGAAAGCUCAGAAUCUGAGAUCUCCAGAAAUCAAAAGAACAUGAAACAACACUACUCUCACUUCACCAGAGGGCUGCAUUUGAAUUCAUCUAUCUUCAUUUCAUUCUUUUCCAUUGUCUUUUCUUGGGCGCAUCAUUCACUCAAUUAGCACAGAUCACAGCUAGUAAGGGACACAGGUGUGUCCCAUUGAGGCAACUCAACCUUAAUAUGGAAAACAUUUAUUACCAUGCCAAAUAAUGCAGAGCAUUGGCCGCAUUUCCCUGAAAUUAUAAUUUUCCCAUUUGAAAAAUAAAUAAAUAAAGCCUGUUAAGAGAUAAGUGCUUGCAGUGGAGAGGUAAGAAGGACAAGAGACAGUCGGGAGCUAAGGAGAUGUUUAUCUUUUCCCCCCAUCUUUUAUCCCAAGGGAGCAUGAGGGCUUCCUAGGGCCCCACCUUAAGAUGCUGACACACUUGUAUCACUUGCAUGCUGCUGGCAAGCUCUGAUCCUGUCACCUGCAAAAAGAUUUUAUAAAUGCAUACAGGGGUGAAAUAUUCUUCUUCUGUGCUCUCUCCUUGGCCAGUGCCUCCAGGAAUGACUGUAAGUAUUUAGUAGGGAGACUUCAGUAAAAGUAUCUGCCAAGGGUGGCAGGCUGCCUGGGGUCCCAAAAUGGAGGAGGGUGAGAGACCUCUUUCAGAGAGACGGUGAAGAAAACUGUGGUGCUCGUCUCGAGAUUCCCAUAUCUCAUCCCAUUUUAAUGUACAAAUUUUUUGGGAAAUUGUUUUAUGUCAAUUCCCACUCUAUAAAAAAGAAGUAGUAACACACAGCUCUCACAAGGAGAGCUUCAAUUCCAGUAGACAGCUCAAGUCAAGCUAUUGCAGCUUAUUGUGAAACAAGGUGUUGGGAAAAAAUGUCUGCAGGUAAGUAGUGCUUGCUGAUUAAGUUUUUAAAGGCUGCCUAGAUUUCCCAGAGGUUCUUCUUGGGCUGCU
Messenger RNA from Meleagris gallopavo (turkey), 8208 nucleotides. It is a transcript of the gene ITPRID1, whose product is annotated as ITPR interacting domain containing 1. Gene Ontology annotation, molecular function: signaling receptor binding. The record is from RefSeq and is a predicted model, not a curated record. NCBI's taxonomy places the organism in Eukaryota, Metazoa, Chordata, Aves, Galliformes, Phasianidae.